AUGAAUUCGCAGUUAUCGAUUCUCGUAGUUUUUUGUGUGAUUAUUGUUUCAGGACAGAGGGAAUAUUGUGAGGGACUGGAAAGAAAAUGCGAAGUGUGCCUUGGGACUUUAAACAAUAACGAUGAUCGUCAAAUGGCCUUCUUGAAUAAAGAGUGUAAGUCAAAAACCCAAAGAACCUGGGUCUGGAGGGACGUCCAUCGUUGUGAAUUUUUCAAAUUAAACUGCCUAGGUAAAGACCGACGAAUGAAUUGUAGUGAUGUGGCUGCGUUGGCUGGAAUGCGACGCACUCGAACUUAA
This is a messenger RNA of Drosophila bipectinata, 297 nucleotides long. The record is from RefSeq and is a predicted model, not a curated record. NCBI's taxonomy places the organism in Eukaryota, Metazoa, Arthropoda, Insecta, Diptera, Drosophilidae.